Xiphophorus couchianus (Monterrey platyfish) is the source of this 2273-nucleotide messenger RNA. RefSeq names its product acid-sensing (proton-gated) ion channel family member 4a (gene asic4a). Gene Ontology annotation, molecular function: ligand-gated sodium channel activity. The coding region runs from base 1 to 1680 and encodes 559 amino acids. Lineage: Eukaryota; Metazoa; Chordata; Actinopteri; Cyprinodontiformes; Poeciliidae. The transcript is spliced from 10 exons. Gene Ontology annotation, cellular component: plasma membrane. Gene Ontology annotation, biological process: sodium ion transmembrane transport. The record is from RefSeq and is a predicted model, not a curated record.
AUGCCUAUCGAAUUUGUUUGCAAAAUCAAAUUUGCAGAGGAGGAUGAGAAGCAGAAAAGCAAGCAAGAUGGGGAUAAGGAGAGCCUGAUCGAGGAGAGCUGUACGCCGCCGGCCAAAGACUUGGCAGGGUUUGCUAACUCCUGCUCCCUCCAUGGGAUCAACCACAUCUUCGUCUCUGGCCGCCUGGGGAUCCGGCAGACUCUCUGGGCUCUUGCCUUCUUGACUUCUCUGGCACUCUUUCUGUACCAAGCAGCCAAGUGUGCCAUCUCCUACCUGGAGCACCCUCAUGUGACGGCGCUGAACGAAGAGGCAACCCCGGAGAUGGUCUUCCCUGCCGUGACCAUCUGCAACAUCAACCGGUUUCGCUUCUCAGCCCUCACCGACGCAGACAUCUACCACCUGGCAAACUUGACGGGUCUGCCCCCCAAGAACAGGGAUGGGCACAAACCCACUGAUUUGAUGUAUCCUGCACCUGACAUGCAGGACAUCUUCAACAGGACGGGGCAUCAGCUGGAGGAGAUGCUGAUGAGCUGCAAUUUCAGUGGACAGAACUGCUCAGUUGACGACUUCUCUGUGGUUUACACCAGAUACGGGAAAUGCUACACUUUUAAUGGCAACAAGACGACAUCCAAGAAGACGAAGCAGGGAGGGAUGGGAAAUGGGCUGGAGAUCAUGUUGGAUAUCCAGCAGGAUGAGUAUCUGCCCAUCUGGAGAGAGACGAAUGAGACGUCCCUGGAGGCCGGCAUCCGAGUUCAGAUCCACAGUCAGGACGAGCCUCCCUACAUCCACCAGCUGGGCUUCGGCGUCUCGCCCGGCUUCCAGACCUUCGUUUCAUGUCAGGAGCAAAGGCUGACCUACCUGCCCCAGCCCUGGGGGAACUGCCGCUCCACCAGCAGGGAGAAGUUCCCGGGAUACGACACGUACAGCAUCAGCGCCUGUCGCCUGCUCUGCGAAACCAACGAGGUCAUGCGCGUGUGCAACUGCAGGAUGGUUCACAUGCCUGGAACUGCAGAUAUCUGCCCUCCCAGUAAAAUCAACUGUGUUGACAAAGCACUCGCCCAGCUACAGAAGAACAGUGGGGAUAUCUGUCCAUGUGAGACGCCCUGUAAUCUCACCCGCUACGGUAAAGAGCUCUCCAUGGUCAAAAUCCCCAGCAAGGGCUCGGCUCGCUAUCUGUCCAGGAAAUAUGACAAGUCAGAGGACUACAUCAGAGACAAUUUCUUGGUGUUAGAUAUUUUUUUCGAAGCACUGAACUAUGAAACAAUUGAGCAAAAGAAAGCAUACGAUGUCGCAGGAUUAUUAGGUGACAUUGGUGGACAAAUGGGUUUAUUCAUCGGCGCCAGCAUCCUGACAGUCUUAGAAAUACUGGAUUACAUUUACGAGCUGAUCAAGCAUCGGCUACAGCGUCUGCUGAGACCGCAGAAAGAAGAGAAGAAGAAUACCCAGCCGACCACAACUGUUGCCACAGUGGGUCUAGAAGAAAUGAAAGCAAAGGAGCCCAAUGACACGACACGGAGUCACCCAGAGGGGGCGUACGCCAACACGAUCCUCCCUAACCACCACGUCCCUCAUCCUCAUCCCCACCCUCAUCCUCACCCGCACCCUCUUUCUCACCCUCUUCCUGCGCCGCACCAACAUCGCCCGGGACACCACGGCAUAUUUGAGGACUUCGCUUGCUAAAGCCAGCUUUUGUUUCCAGUCCUGGUGACAAAACAAGACAGGAACUAUCUGUGUUGAGACAAAAACAGAUUCCCUCCCUCUUCCUCCUCCUCCUCCUCUGCAUCUCCGUAUUUUCUUUGCUCUCACCAGUGAAAAGCUACAGCCAAAGUCAAAAACACUAAACUUGUGCUGCUAACAAACCACUUGUAUGUACAGUUUAGGCACAAAUCAGACACGGCUUCUUCUUCUUCUUCUUCUUCUUCUAAUUCUUCUUCUUUGUCUGUUUUUCUCGUUUUGAUCCAAAUGGGAACCAAACCUAACUCAGCGUCGCCUUGACUUCUCGGAGACUACAUUGACCAACUCUUUGGUACAUGAUCACUACGAAGGGAUAAGAGGAAAAAUGCACUUUAAAAAGGAUUUAUUUAUUCUGUUGGCAUCUAUUUUUAAUUGUUAAUAAUAUUAUUACGUCUUUGUUCCUGAAUCUACUCUGACUUCAUGAAGCUGUAUCAGAUCAUUACACUUGAUAAAUUAUGUAAUUAUUUAACAAAGUACUAUUAUCUGUCUGUUCUGUAUUGUAUACAAGAUAACAGUAAGCAAACCUUGUUGGUGUUGAA